UCUGUUGUUUGCUCUUUGCUUGGUAGGACUUGGAACAGAAACACUUCCUUCUCAGCUAGAAUAUUUUUGUCAGGACCCAUUGCCGGUUCAAGAUGAGCCAACCCCCGAACGUCUGAGUUUCCUUGUCUCUCCGAGCUUAGACUGUGUAUAUCCACAAAGUUCCGUCCAGCAAGGGCUUGCAGGUGCAUUCGUUCUUUCUGUUUUUGUUUGUGAGGAAGAGGGCAGCCACAGCGCCAGUGACGGACAGGAUCCAGAGUCUCACAAGUACAUGCUUUUCUGUCCAGACAGUGUUUUUGUAAGAGGACAAAGCUGCUUAGUCCCAGCCAUGAGGAAACCCAGUCUCAUAGGGCAUGGAGCUGGAAAACUAUGAACAACCGGUGGUACUAAGAGAGGACAACCUCCGCCGGCGACGGAGGAUGAAGCCUCGCAGCGCAGCAGGCAGCCUGUCUUCCAUGGAGCUCAUCCCCAUUGAGUUUGUACUGCCCACCAGCCAGCGCAUCAGCAAGACUCCAGAAACAGCACUGCUGCAUGUGGCUGGUCAUGGCAAUGUGGAGCAAAUGAAAGCUCAGGUGUGGCUACGUGCACUGGAGACCAGUGUGGCUGCGGAAUUCUACCACCGAUUGGGCCCGGACCAAUUCCUCCUGCUCUACCAGAAGAAGGGACAAUGGUAUGAGAUCUACGACAGGUACCAGGUAGUGCAGACUCUGGACUGCCUGCGUUACUGGAAGAUGAUGCAUAAGAGCCCUGGUCAGAUCCACGUGGUACAGCGACACGUCCCUUCUGAGGAGACCCUGGCUUUCCAGAAGCAGCUCACCUCCCUGAUUGGCUAUGACGUCACUGACAUCAGCAAUGUGCACGAUGAUGAGCUAGAAUUCACUCGCCGCCGUCUGGUUACGCCCCGCAUGGCUGAGGUGGCUAGCCGGGAUGCCAAACUCUAUGCCAUGCACCCUUGGGUGACGUCCAAACCUCUCCCAGACUACCUGUCAAGAAAGAUUGCCAACAACUGCAUCUUCAUCGUCAUCCACCGUGGUACCACCAGUCAAACCAUCAAGGUCUCUGCAGAUGAUACUCCUAGCACCAUCCUCCAGAGCUUCUUCACCAAGAUGGCCAAGAAGAAGUCCCUAAUGAACAUCCCAGAAAGUCAAAGCGAGCAGGACUUUGUGUUGCGGGUCUGUGGCCGAGAUGAGUACCUGGUGGGUGAAACACCCCUCAAAAAUUUCCAGUGGGUGAGGCAGUGCCUCAAGAACGGAGAUGAAAUACACCUGGUGCUCGACACACCUCCAGACCCAGCCCUUGAUGAGGUGAGGAAUGAAGAAUGGCCUCUGGUGGAUGACUGCACUGGAGUCACCGGCUACCACGAGCAGCUGACCAUCCAUGGCAAGGACCACGAGAGUGUGUUCACGGUGUCUUUGUGGGACUGUGACCGAAAGUUCAGGGUCAAGAUCAGAGGCAUUGAUAUCCCUGUCCUGCCUCGGAACACCGACCUCACUGUUUUUGUGGAAGCAAACAUCCAGCACGGGCAACAAGUCCUCUGCCAGAGGAGAACCAGCCCUAAGCCCUUCACAGAAGAGGUCCUCUGGAAUGUGUGGCUGGAGUUUGGCAUCAAAAUCAAAGACUUGCCCAAAGGGGCCCUAUUGAACCUACAGAUCUACUGCUGCAAAACCCCAUCACUGUCCAGCAAGGCUUCUGCAGAGACGCCAGGCUCCGAGUCCAAGGGCAAAGCCCAGCUUCUCUAUUAUGUGAACUUGCUGUUAAUAGACCACCGUUUCCUCCUCCGCCACGGGGACUAUGUGCUCCACAUGUGGCAGAUAUCUGGGAAGGCAGAGGAGCAGGGCAGCUUCAAUGCUGACAAGCUCACAUCCGCAACCAAUCCUGACAAGGAGAACUCAAUGUCCAUUUCCAUCCUGCUGGACAACUACUGUCACCCCAUAGCCUUGCCUAAGCACCGGCCCACCCCUGACCCAGAGGGAGACAGGGUUCGAGCUGAAAUGCCCAAUCAGCUUCGAAAGCAGUUGGAGGCCAUCAUAGCCACAGAUCCACUGAACCCCCUCACAGCAGAGGACAAAGAAUUGCUCUGGCAUUUUCGAUAUGAAAGCCUGAAGCAUCCAAAGGCGUAUCCUAAGUUAUUCAGCUCAGUGAAAUGGGGACAGCAAGAAAUUGUUGCCAAAACAUACCAGCUGUUAGCCAGAAGGGAGAUCUGGGAUCAAAGUGCUUUGGACGUUGGCUUAACCAUGCAACUCCUGGACUGCAACUUUUCAGACGAGAACGUUCGGGCCAUUGCAGUUCAGAAACUGGAGAGCUUGGAGGACGAUGACGUGUUGCAUUACCUUCUCCAGCUGGUGCAGGCUGUGAAAUUUGAACCAUACCACGACAGUGCGCUGGCCAGAUUCCUGCUGAAGCGUGGCUUGAGAAACAAAAGAAUCGGUCACUUCUUGUUCUGGUUCCUGCGAAGUGAGAUAGCCCAGUCCAGACACUAUCAGCAGAGGUUCGCUGUGAUCCUGGAGGCAUACCUGCGGGGCUGUGGUACAGCCAUGUUGCAGGACUUCACACAGCAGGUCCACGUGAUUGAGAUGUUACAGAAAGUCACCAUUGAUAUUAAAUCGCUCUCGGCUGAGAAGUAUGACGUCAGUUCCCAAGUUAUUUCACAGCUUAAGCAAAAGCUUGAAAGCCUGCAGAAUUCCAAUCUCCCCGAGAGCUUUAGAGUUCCCUAUGAUCCUGGACUGAAAGCUGGUACACUAGUGAUCGAAAAAUGUAAAGUGAUGGCCUCCAAGAAGAAGCCCUUGUGGCUUGAGUUCAAGUGUGCUGAUCCUACAGUCCUAUCCAAUGAAACCAUUGGAAUCAUCUUUAAACAUGGUGAUGAUCUACGCCAAGACAUGUUGAUCUUGCAGAUUCUACGUAUCAUGGAGUCCAUCUGGGAGACUGAAUCUCUGGACCUGUGCCUUCUGCCUUAUGGUUGCAUCUCCACUGGUGACAAAAUAGGAAUGAUUGAGAUUGUGAAGGAUGCCACAACGAUCGCUCAAAUUCAGCAAAGCACAGUGGGUAACACGGGGGCAUUCAAAGACGAAGUCCUGAAUCACUGGCUCAAGGAAAAAUGCCCUAUUGAAGAAAAGUUUCAGGCUGCGGUGGAAAGGUUCGUUUACUCCUGUGCAGGCUACUGUGUGGCCACAUUUGUUCUUGGGAUAGGUGACAGGCACAACGACAACAUUAUGAUCUCAGAGACAGGAAACCUCUUUCAUAUAGACUUUGGACACAUUCUUGGGAAUUACAAGAGUUUCCUGGGCAUCAAUAAAGAGAGAGUGCCAUUUGUCCUGACCCCAGACUUCUUGUUUGUGAUGGGAUCUUCUGGCAAGAAGACAAGUCCACACUUCCAGAAAUUCCAGGAUGUCUGCGUUAGGGCUUAUCUAGCUCUUCGACAUCACACAAACCUGCUGAUCAUCUUGUUCUCCAUGAUGCUGAUGACAGGAAUGCCCCAGUUGACAAGCAAGGAGGACAUUGAAUAUAUCCGGGAUGCCCUCACGGUGGGGAGAAGCGAGGAGGAUGCUAAGAAGUAUUUCCUUGAUCAGAUUGAAGUCUGCAGAGACAAAGGGUGGACUGUACAAUUCAACUGGUUCCUACAUCUUGUUCUUGGCAUCAAACAAGGAGAGAAACACUCCGCUUGAUAUUUGGUGCUAGGGCCCAAAGCAAUUUAGUGUUCUAAAGCUUUAAAACCAGGGUGUCAGUCAUCAGAAUUAGAUUUAAAAUGCAAUAGGACUGUCUGAAUACUGCGCUUCAGAAAUUCAGCUCUUUCCCCAGCUGAACUCUUCCUCAGAGGGGAGAAAAAUGUUGGCAUUACUGAUGGUUUGCUUAAUAUUCAGUGUGAGGUUUCUCUGCUGCUUUUUCCCCGUCCCAGUCUCCAUGAUGUGGAAGAAUAUUCUAAGUUUAAAUAGCUUAGAACAUUCUUGCUUAUUAUGCCUGAUGAUCUUGUAUUGAGUCUCUCUGAAAGUUCAUUAGAAUAAUUGACAAUACCUGUUGUCACGUGUAUUCACCAUGUAUUUUUGCCUCUCCUUGUGUUCUAUAAGCUCUUGGCAGAAAAGGGUACAAGCAUUGCUAAGCUCUGCUGCAUUCUUUAAAGGAUGUUUCCAAGCAUCUCCUUUGUGCCCACAGAUGUUGGUGAUGUGCUAGAAGCAAGGAGUGCAAGUUAGCUUUUAGAGUACCAGAGUACCGUCAACAGUUUGUCUCCCACGGUAUAUCACGGAGAUGCCCAGACACUGAACACAAACUCUGAGCCUGAGCCAUGACCACUCUCACCAGCUGCUGUGGCUCUAGGGUCAUGCAUAUGAAAAGUGGAGGUGACACCUUUUACCAAGAGUGAAUAACCUAACACAACCAGUGUCAUCUUCUCCAGCACAGAGACAGGAAGUCGUUCACUGGACCCUUGGAUGCCUACAAAUGUCAUCUUUCCCUCUUGCUCUGCCCUCCUUACCUCUGCCACACCACCUCCUGUACUUCUUCCUAGACUUGUGGAAUCUUCAAAGACAGCUCAAAAUGACUUGAAAAAGAAAGUCUUCUCUAGGCCCAGGACAAUUAUAGGUACUUAUUUGCGGAGCCGCUCCAUGGGUUUUUAAAAAGAAUAUUAUUAAAAGAAGAGUUCCAGAAAAUAUUAGUUUCUAAAUGCUUUAAUUUUACAUUUUAAAUCUGAGAAGUUUUCUUUAUUUUUUAAUAGAAGAUACCUGCUAUCAAAUGUAUUCUAAGCUUAUAACAAUACUUAUUUACAUAUUCAUUUUUCAGUUUAAAGGACUUUUAAAUUUUGAAGCAUCCCAGGUUUCAUAAAGACAAAUUGAACCAAUUUCCUUUGAAGUACUUUUUCAUUUCUUAAAUAUUACGCUGUUUGUCAUCAGUAUUGAUCCACCUUUGAGAGGGAUCAGUAAAUUAUUAAAGCAAAUAUCUUUGUUCAAAUAUCUUUAGAUAUCAUCAGUUCCAUAGAAAGAGCUAUGUCAAAGAUGUCCAUACUUAGAUAUAAUCAGAUAUAACUCUUCUUGAUUUUUAAAUUGUCAAAAUAGACACUUUAAUGAGAUGGAGCCCAACCUUCCCUUUGUGUCUACAGAAGCCAAGUAGCACCUAAUUCUGCUAUGAGUAAGACCCAUCGGGGACACUUUUGACAUAGCCUUGUGUUCUAAAAUCACUCCACUUUCAGAUUAUAAUUUCAUUAGUGUUAGAUGAACCUGGGCAUAAUUCUAAGAACUCUGGCUGAGUCUAAUCUACACGCAGGGGAAGGAGUCUUAUUUGGUCCAUGGUGGUUUAGGUACCCCUGCCUCCUUGCUCACUGGACCUUCCCUGGCUCAUAGCUAUUUACAAAAAGUCUCCUCGUCCCUGGGCAAGUAACUAUCCUAAAACCAUGCUGUCUCCCGUAUAGGCCAUGGUCUGUGCUGAAAUUGUGUUUCUCUCUAUGAAUGUAAGUUAGAUAUUUUAUGGCAUUUCUGGAGCGUAAUUCCCGCUAAUCUAAGAACAGGAAGAGUAGUAACGCCUUCUAACUCCAAAUGGGAAGCAUGCUUAAGCUUCUAAAGAACCAUGCACAGACUUUGCCUUUCAUUUGAAUUGCUGAAAUGAUGAUCUUGAUGAUAAAACAAUUACGGAGUAUAUAUGUAUUUAGCUUCCGACACCACAUGCAUACAUAUUAGUUCUUUAAAUGAGCCAGCCUUUUCAUAAAGCUGAACUACAUGAUGCUGUAUACUGGGUUUCAUUCUCCCAUUUUCUAAAGAAUGCAAUUUCAACUCCAAAGACUUGCAUAUAAGCAAAAAUCGCUUUCACAUGCUUGCUACCUCGCCAUUCCUGUGAGUGAUGUUGUCCAGUGAUUUCUACACUUUGGAAAAUAUUCUAGACCUAGGGUCCUCCUAGGAAAACACCAAUAUCUCUACCUUCAGUACUGAGUGAAGAAAACAGAGAUCACAGGUCAGAUGGGUCAGGUCAAAGCAACCUAUGUGUGUAUCUAAGACUGGCAAAAAAAAGACACAAAGCAUCCAUUGUAGACUUGGUCCAAUAUGACUCUACUGGUUUUGGUGGUGCUCUGAAAAAUGCAGAAAGACAUUAAGAAUAAAAUAUAUCAACCAGAAAGAAAGCUCUUGACUUGCAAAUAAAUUAAGUAUAGUAUGUA
Mastomys coucha (southern multimammate mouse) is the source of this 6130-nucleotide messenger RNA. RefSeq names its product phosphatidylinositol-4,5-bisphosphate 3-kinase catalytic subunit gamma (gene Pik3cg). The record is from RefSeq and is a predicted model, not a curated record. The transcript is spliced from 11 exons. Gene Ontology annotation, biological process: phosphatidylinositol-3-phosphate biosynthetic process; phosphatidylinositol-mediated signaling; cell migration. NCBI's taxonomy places the organism in Eukaryota, Metazoa, Chordata, Mammalia, Rodentia, Muridae. Gene Ontology annotation, molecular function: 1-phosphatidylinositol-4-phosphate 3-kinase activity; 1-phosphatidylinositol-3-kinase activity. Bases 351 to 3659 code for a protein of 1102 amino acids. Gene Ontology annotation, cellular component: plasma membrane; cytoplasm; phosphatidylinositol 3-kinase complex, class IB.